CUGGUGUGUGGCACAGAGUCACCGAGAGCAGCAAUGUUAGCCCACCCGCCAGCCUGGAGUAACCAGCACGCGCCUGUCUUGGCUUGGCCUGGCCACUCUCUGCCUACUCUCCCUGUGGUGCCUCGCGGCCUGUCCUUGGAGCACAUCUGGGCUGGGUCCAGUGCUGCGGGGGCUGCUCCCAUUCUGGUCUUUGCCCCUGCUGAGCCCAAGGAGCAGGCUGCCCUCCAGGGUGACCCCGCUGCAUGGGGCCCUUUUCCUCCCCCAGGCCUCCAUCCUGCUGGCCUCCCUGGGACAGCACUGCAGGGCCGCCAGCUGCGAUGGGGAGGAGCACACCAGCCUGCCAGGACCCAGCAUGACCAGCCUGGCCCAGAGCCCUCGGCAGCACAGGCUGGGCCCAGUGGGAGCCAGGACCCCGCCAAGGCUGCGUGACUCAGCGUCACCCGACGCCGCUGACAGCUGCAGCCUCGGCCCGCGAUAAAAUUGGCUCUGGGAUUCCACGGGGCCCACGUGCUGCUAAAAUUAGCGCCCGUGCUCAUCGCUGGGGCUGGGGCCACGGCCGGGGCGGGCAGCGAGUGCAGACGGGCAGGGAAGCGGCUCUGGGGCAGACGGACGUACGGAGCUAGAGGCGCAGACGGGGCGAGCGCAGGCCAGGCCAGGCAGCCAGGCCAAGGGGAGGCUGGGGCACAGCGUGGGAGCAGGCGCAGGGCACAGGGCAGGGCCGCGGGGAUGAACUUUGCCGUGGGAUUCAAGCCCAUGCUGGGGGACUCUCACAGCAUGGACAGCCUGGAGAAGCAGCUGAUCUGCCCCAUCUGCCUGGAGAUGUUCAGCAAGCCCGUGGUCAUCCUGCCCUGCCAGCACAACCUGUGCCGUAAAUGUGCCAACGACAUCUUCCAGGCUUCCAACCCACUGUGGCAGUCGCGGGGCUCGAGCUCGGUGUCGUCGGGGGGGCGGUUCCGGUGCCCCUCCUGCCGCCACGAGGUCGUCCUGGACCGGCACGGUGUCUACGGUCUGCAGCGCAACCUGCUCGUGGAGAACAUCAUCGACAUCUACAAGCAGGAGUCGACCAGGCCCCUGCACGCCAAGGCAGAGCAGCAGCUGAUGUGCGAUGAACACGAGGACGAGAAGAUCAACAUCUACUGCCUGAGCUGUGAGGCGCCCACCUGCUCCCUGUGCAAGGUGUUCGGGGCCCACAAGGACUGCGAGGUGGCCCCGCUGCCCAGCGUCUACAAGCGCCAGAAGAGUGAACUGAGCGAUGGCGUCGCCAUGCUGGUGGCUGGGAACGACCGCAUCCAGGCCAUCGUGACCCAGAUGGAGGAGAUCUGCAAGGCCAUCGAGGAGAACAGUCGGCGGCAGAAGCAGCACCUGAGCCAGCGUUUCGACUCCCUGUACAGCACCCUGGAGGAGCGCAAGAAGGAGCUGGUGCAGCGCAUCAGCCGGGAGCAGGAGGAGCGGGUCAGCCACGUGCGCUCCCUCAUCCGCCAGUACGGGGAGCACCUGGAGGUCUCCGCCAAGCUGGUGGAGUCGGCCAUCCAGGCCAUGGAGGAGCCCCAGAUGGCCUCGUACCUGCAGCAAUCAAAGGAGCUGCUUCAAAAGAUCACGGACCUGUCGAAGGUGUCGAUGAGUAGCCGCCCGGAGCCCGGCUACGAGAAGAUGGACCACUUCUCUGUCAAUGUGGACAACCUGGCCGAGAUGCUGAGAACCAUUGAGUUCCAGACAGACUCGCUGGGUGAGGACGACACAGACGGGUUUGCGGGCGGGGAUGGAGGAGACGCUGUAGCCGACGAGGACAGGCCAGAGGCGCUAGAGGAGGCCGAAGGUCAGCACUGAGAGCCAGCACUGCAAGAGGAGCCCACGAGUGAGACCUCCAGGACGUGGUGUCAUCAGCGACUGAUUCCCCCAGCUGAGACCCUGCG
Gopherus flavomarginatus (Mexican gopher tortoise) is the source of this 1913-nucleotide messenger RNA. RefSeq names its product tripartite motif containing 54 (gene TRIM54). Gene Ontology annotation, molecular function: zinc ion binding. NCBI's taxonomy places the organism in Eukaryota, Metazoa, Chordata, Testudines, Testudinidae. The record is from RefSeq and is a predicted model, not a curated record.